CAAAAGUCGUCACCCGGCCCUCUCUCUCUUUCGCGCUCUCUCUCUCUUUCCGCUAUGGUGACAGAUGGAGAAGGAGAGAGAGAGCGCGCGCGCACGUGCGAAGCUCGAGGUGCCGAGACUCCUUCGUCAUCGUCGUCAUCACCAUCGUUACACGCGUGUCGGUACUUUUUUUUUUUGCAGUGUGACGAUGCGAAGCAGUGGGCGCAUUAACGGGAGUACCGGAUAAACACCAGAGAUGGGAACCCUCUACCAGCGCGUGCACGGACUCGGUUAUAGCUGACUAAACACACUGCCGCGCGACCAUGACCACCGGAGCGCGCGCCAACUCAUCACCGGCGGUGGCGGCGCACGCGGAGGGCGACGAGAUCGAAGUGUUAGAGAGCGGAGAGACCGAAACCGGAUCUCACCCGGACACACAGUGGAAAUCUCUGUUUGAUAAGUAUGACCCAGAAAGUUCGGGCUUCAUCAGCGCCGAACGUUUGCGUGACCUUCUUGAGACGCAUGGCUCUGAACUCGACACACACAAGCUGGAGGUUCUGCUGGCGCUGGCUAACGGGAACGCUGAGGGAAAAGUCCGAUAUCAGGAUUUCAUGAACCUGAUGAGUAAUAAGCGGUCAAACAGUUUCCGGAGGGCGAUCCAGCAGGGAGGGAGGCAGCUGAAGAGCUCCAGCCUGAGGGAGGAGGUGGGACUCGGUUUGUCUCAGAGACUCGUCCGACACGUAGCGUACGAGACGCUGCCCCGGGAAGUGGACCGCAAGUGGUACUUCGACAGCUACACCUACUGUCCUCCACCCUGGCUCAUCCUGACCAUCACCAUCGCAGAGAUGGCGGUGUUUGUGUAUUAUGGGCUCCUGCUGGACCGCUGGGUUCUGCAGGUUUCGUCUCCGUCCUUCCUGAAGAGCCCUCUGCCCUACCACCCUCAGCGUAGAGCACAGGCCUGCCGCUACUUCAGCUACAUCUUCAUGCACGCUGGAAUCGAGCACCUGGGCCUAAACAUGGCCAUGCAGCUGCUGGUUGGUGUUCCUCUGGAGAUGGUUCACGGAGCCGCCAGGAUCGGCCUCAUCUACCUGUGCGGUGUUCUUGCAGGUGACGGUUCUCUGGUCGUAUCUGUGGUAGACAUGACUGCCCCUGUAGUCGGAUCAUCAGGAGGAGUUUACGCCCUCGUCUCCGCCCACCUUGCCAAUGUUGUCAUGAACUGGUCGGGGAUGAAGUGUCAGUUUAAGUUGUUCCGGAUGGCGAUGGCACUGGUGUGCAUGAGUGUGGAGUUCGGCCGUGCUGUGUGGUUGAGGUUUUACCCCCCUGCCGUGCCCCCGUGCCCCAAUCCGAGUUUCUGUGCCCACCUGGGUGGGGUGGCGGUGGGCCUGACACUGGGUGUGGUCGUGCUGCAGAACUACGAGCAGCGGCUGCAUGAGCAGUUCCUCUUCUGGAUCUUCAUGAGCGUCUAUGGCCUCUUCGUCCUCUUCGGGAUCUUCUGGAACGUCUUCGCUUAUAGCCUGCUGGACGUCAAACUCCCGCCAGCACCAUGAACAGCGUGCGUGUGUGUGUGUGUGCGUAGAGGUCACCAUAACCUUUAAUCUUUGACUGUUUGGCCAAAUGCUAAGUACCUCACUCCAUGCGUGUGUGUGUGUGUGUGUGUGUGUGUGUGUGUGUGUGUUUAGUGCCUAAACUGCUUCAUCAUCAUUGCUGUGAGCCGUCCAAGAAAAAGAAGAGAUGCAGCAGAACAGAAUGUGAAAGCGAAGGGAAAAGCAAAAAAAAAAAGAAGCGACAAACACAGAGUAAUCUAAUCCAAAUACAUUAAAGUGACAGUGAGCUAAGCUAAUCCUGCUAAUGUGGCUAACAGUGAAAUAGCGCUAAAAUGGUAAACCAAGAAUUAAUUAGCAAUGAUCGGUGGGAAAAUCAUUGAUGAUUUUGGAGAUAAUAUUAACUGGAUAAUUAGAGGUUCUUUUGGGCCUGUUAAUGACAAAAGUCUGGUACGAACACUACUUAAUAAUUAGCAGAGGGCGGACUCAAGUGGGGUUUAGAGACUAUCGCUCGCCCACUUGUAGCAUUUGUGUUUCACUUCUCGAUUUUAUGCUAAUUAAUUAUGACGUGAUAUAACAGUUUAAUCUUUAAGUACAAUUUAAACAUUUUAAUCAAAUGUUAUUUAUUAAACUUUACAGUGUACUGUAUGCUAUUUGGCCGCUACAGUUUUUUUUUAAUUUUUAUCGUGACUAAAAACUAGCUUUAUAUACCACACCCACAAGCGACAAACCAGAAGCAACAUCAGAGACUUGUGAUGUGUACGACUAUAAAUCUCAUAACCUUUAUAGUUUCUACAAAUUUCAAUAGAGUACACGCUUAGGAAGCUAUCAUAAGAGUUUGGGUCAUGAUGUCAUAUCAAAAUGGCUGCUCCAUGUUAUGUCAGUA
Molecule: messenger RNA, 2406 nt
Organism: Ictalurus punctatus (channel catfish)
Lineage: Eukaryota; Metazoa; Chordata; Actinopteri; Siluriformes; Ictaluridae
Gene: rhbdl3
Product: rhomboid, veinlet-like 3 (Drosophila)
Exons: 9
Coding region: 303-1526 (407 amino acids)
Cellular component (GO): membrane
Molecular function (GO): calcium ion binding; serine-type endopeptidase activity
Source: RefSeq, a predicted model, not a curated record